AAAUCUAACGGAACGACACGCACGGUCACGCACGGAUAACGUAGGUACAGGGCACGCGGGAUGCGUGCGAUCUGACGGACUGCGGCUCGUUACAACAGGAAUCAGCAUCAUGACCAGGUCCGUUCGGGAGGAGAAGUCAUCCAUGGAGCCGGAGGAGCAGCAGGAGCUCCGCAGCCCCGCAGACAGGGAGGCGGAGCGGGGAGCAGCGGGACCGGGAGCAGGCGGAGAGGACGGCAUGGAGGAGGACGAUGACCGCCUCCACCAUCUGGACGAGGAGGAGGAUGAGGACGAGGAGGAGGAGGAGGAGGAGGAGGAAGAGGAGGAAGACGGAGAGAACAAACCGAAGAGGCGCGGGCCAAAAAAGAAGAAGAUGACCAAGGCUCGGCUGCAAAGGUUCAAGGUGCGACGGAUGAAAGCCAACGCCCGGGAGCGGAAUCGCAUGCACGGCCUGAACGACGCCCUGGAGAGCCUGAGGAAAGUCGUCCCCUGUUACUCUAAAACCCAGAAACUCUCCAAGAUCGAGACGCUCCGCCUCGCCAAGAACUACAUCUGGGCCCUGAGCGAGAUCCUGCGCUCCGGCAAGGCGCCCGACCUCAUGAGCUUCGUCCAGGCCCUCUGCAAAGGUCUCUCUCAGCCCACCACUAACCUGGUGGCAGGCUGCCUGCAGCUGAACCCUCGGACGUUCCUCCCGGAGCAGACGCCCGACAUGGCGACCCACCUGCCCCCGGCCGGCGGCGCCCCCUACCCCGGACACUUCUCCUACCAGAGCCCCGGGCUGACGGCCGGCCUGCCCAGUCCGCCCUACGGCACCAUGGACCCCUCCCACAUCUUCCACCAGGUCAAAGGUCAGCCCUACGGCUCGCUGGAGCCCUUCUUCGACGGCGUGCUGGUGUCGGACGGGCCGGCCUUCGACCCGCCGCUCAGCCCGCCGCUCAGCAUCAACGGGAACUUCUCCUCGUCCUUCAAGCACGAGCCCAUCGCGCCCGCCGACUACGACAAGAGCUUCUCCUUCAGCGUGCACUACGGAGGGGGGGCGGCGGGAGGCGGGGGGCACGCCGCCAUCUACGGCGGCGGGGGGGCCAACCCGCGGUGCGGGGAGCUGCAGGUGGACGGGCUGAUGGGCUUUGACGGACACUCGCACCACGAGCGGCUGAUGAACGCCCAGCUGAACGCCAUCUUCCACGACUCGUGAGGAGGAGGAGGCCUGGGGGCCGGACGGCCGCCGGAGGCAGAGGGACAGACGGCCGCCGUGCUCCCAUCGCUGAACACCUGUCUCUUCAUCUCUCUUCUUUCUGUCCGCGUCGGGCUCUGAAACUCUUUCCGAGGGGAGCGGCGGCGGCGGCGGAGGCGUCACACCUACGAUGUAAAACUUCUCUGCAGCGCUUCGCCCUGCAGGAGACGCUCGCUGAAUGUCUCGCUAAUAUCAAUAUUGUCACUGAAAAAUAAUCAAUAAUCAAUGAGCAAUAAUCAGGAGGAAACUAUGCAAUUUUGUUAAAACCUGAGCGACGCUCAGCUGAUGAUUCCAAAUGUUGAAAGAAAUAAAGAUUUCUCUAUUUUUGGGUGGGUGUGUGAGGCGUGACGCUGGGCUGAAGUGUUCAUGUUGUUCAUGUGGUUUUUACUUUUUGCUUUUUAUAACGUUCUCGUAGUGGUCUGUUAACAUUUCAUGUGACUCUUGUUCAUAUUUUAUAAGAUAGAUGUUUAUAAAAGGCCUUUUAUUAAAAGGAAUUCAAUGGGAUU
Messenger RNA from Salarias fasciatus (jewelled blenny), 1737 nucleotides. It is a transcript of the gene neurod1, whose product is annotated as neuronal differentiation 1. The record is from RefSeq and is a predicted model, not a curated record. Lineage: Eukaryota; Metazoa; Chordata; Actinopteri; Blenniiformes; Blenniidae. Gene Ontology annotation, molecular function: protein dimerization activity; DNA-binding transcription factor activity, RNA polymerase II-specific; E-box binding. Gene Ontology annotation, biological process: positive regulation of transcription by RNA polymerase II; sensory organ development; axon development. The coding region runs from base 110 to 1192 and encodes 360 amino acids. Gene Ontology annotation, cellular component: nucleus. The transcript has 4 exons.